AGAAGACCCAAAGCCCGACCGCUCUCAAAAGCGUCGACACACGCAAGACUCGGCCGUUGUCGCCGGCAGGCAAUCGCGGGUUUCCGGUGGACGACGAGCAGGCAUCAUGAACGCACAAUACUGUUAGAUUUUAACAUAGAAGAGACGUGUGCGCAUAAGGGGAAGAACUUGUUAGAGAAAAAUGGAGUCAGCGGAGCUGACGGGUGUCCAGAAUGAUAGGGUUCGGGUAAAAAGGAAAACAUUAGAGGCAGUGCUGCGGCAAUGCCAGUUUGCCCUUGAACAGUUUGUAUCUGGCUGUGACGAUGACGUGGAUGAAAGAGACAAUGGCGCCGAACUUGAUGCUCCCCAAGAUUCUGAUAACUGCUCCCCUGAGCCUGCCAGUAGUGAUACCGACACAACUGAGUUUUAUGAUCUCUUGAAAUCCAGAGUUGAAUGUGCUGAUUUUGUCAAGAAACUAGAAAUUGCCCAGGCAUCUCUUCCUGAUACCGUAGCUGAGGAAGGCGGUUCUUGGGACGUGGUCAGUGAAAAUGACCUGUGGGAAGGUGAAAAUUCCGACUUAGACCCUGAAGAUUAUGUUUUGGUUGGGCAAGAAGACAUAAUGGAUGGUAUAGCUUCGUUCAUGGCCGCUUAUUUGCUGUCUCUCAAACAAACUAAGGACGUGACGCCGAACCAGCUCCAAGCAGCUCUGAGCAAGACAUUCUCUGCAAAGAACAAGAAGAGCAAACUUCGGAAGGUGUGGGACGGAAGCAAAGUGAUUUACAGCGUAGCAUCGUGGGGAGCUACGGCUGUCGGAAUAUAUCAGAAUCCGGUGCUGUUUAAAGCUGCGUCGACGGCGUUCUGGAGUUCUUGCCAGGUUAUCUCGAAGCUUUUCUGAGGCUUCAUCGUCAGGGCGUUGAGCAAGACAAGGUACAUUAUGUGUGUGUGUGUGUAUUUAUUUGGGCAAAUUUGUGGUUAAGGAUUGUGUGUGCAAUAUUAUUACCACAUUUGUUUGCACUGGUGGCUGCUCUAUUAAUUUGUUCUUUGCAAGUCUUAUUUCUUAUCUGAUCCUGUUCUUGUAAAUAUUUUUCAUCUAAAUUUAUGUAUAUAUAUAUAUGGCUGCUGUUA
Andrographis paniculata is the source of this 1104-nucleotide messenger RNA. RefSeq lists its product as uncharacterized. Lineage: Eukaryota; Viridiplantae; Streptophyta; Magnoliopsida; Lamiales; Acanthaceae. The coding region runs from base 182 to 874 and encodes 230 amino acids. The transcript has 7 exons. The record is from RefSeq and is a predicted model, not a curated record.